CUGCGCGGCGGGCCGUACGUCAGCGUGGCGCGCCGGCCGUGCGGCGCCCGCGGGGAGAGUCGGCCGCCAUGACCUCCGCGCUGGAGAACUACAUCAACCGUACUGUUGCAGUAAUUACUUCUGAUGGAAGAAUGAUUGUGGGAACACUCAAAGGUUUUGACCAGACCAUAAACUUGAUUUUGGAUGAAAGCCAUGAACGAGUAUUCAGUUCUUCACAAGGAGUUGAGCAAGUGGUGCUGGGCUUGUACAUUGUGAGGGGUGAUAACGUUGCUGUGAUUGGUGAAAUUGAUGAAGAGACAGAUUCUGCUCUUGACUUGGGGAAUAUUCGAGCAGAACCUUUAAACUCAGUUGUGCACUGAAAAGAUAAAAAUGCACUGGGACUUUGUAAAUCUUUGGUUGUACAGACCUAUUUAGCAAUGUGGACAGUUUUUACAAAUUGUGUUUAAUUUGUUUAGUCACCAGUUUUUUUUAUUAUGAACAUGUUGUAGUUUUGCAUGUAAAUUAAAGUUUCUACAUUUUGCUAAA
This is a messenger RNA of Melospiza georgiana, 525 nucleotides long. It is a transcript of the gene LSM8, whose product is annotated as LSM8 homolog, U6 small nuclear RNA associated. The transcript is spliced from 4 exons. Gene Ontology annotation, cellular component: U6 snRNP; precatalytic spliceosome; U4/U6 x U5 tri-snRNP complex. NCBI's taxonomy places the organism in Eukaryota, Metazoa, Chordata, Aves, Passeriformes, Passerellidae. Gene Ontology annotation, molecular function: RNA binding. Bases 69 to 359 code for a protein of 96 amino acids. The record is from RefSeq and is a predicted model, not a curated record. Gene Ontology annotation, biological process: mRNA splicing, via spliceosome.